AUGGGCAGCCGGCCCCGCAGCCCCAGCGCCCACCCCGAGCCCUGCUGGGGACCGCCGCGCGGAGGACCCGGCCCGGCCAAGCGCCGCCGCACCCCGGAGCCCGAGGGCCCGCAAGGCAUGGAGGGGCCCCCGGCCGCCGGCGCGCUCGCCUCCGUCGUGGUCCUGGCCGCCGGCUCUGCCCUGCAGCUGCUCCUGGACGACGUCGACCUGGUGCUCGAGCCCGAGCCCACGUCGGUCCUGCAGGUGUCCCUCGGGGGCCUCACUCUGCUGCUGGUCCCCGAGGCCCUCCUGCGCGCGGGGGGCCAGGGCCACCCGCCUGCCGGCCCGGAGCAGGGCGCCGUCCCGAGCGCGCCCGGGCACCAAGCCGCCGGCCAGCACGAGGCCUUCUGCGCGUCUGUCCCAGACGUGGCCGCCCAGGAGGAGGCCUGUGCGGAGGACGCCGACCCCGACCCCGAGCUCCCGCCGCCGCGGGCGGGCCCCACGGCCGGCUGGGCGCCGGAGCUGCGGGCCUGCGCUGGGAGGGCGGCCGGGCCGCGCCCGCGGGGCCCCGCGCCACAGCCCCGGCCGUGGGCCCCCGGCCCUGGUCCAAAGAGGCUCUCUCCUCUGCGCUACUUCGACCUGGACCCCCACCUCCUGGAGCCCUUCCCCGGCUCGCCGCUCCAACCUCUACCGCCCUCCCCGAGUCCAGGUCCCCACGUGCGCCCCCAGCGCCCUCCAGGACCCUCCCCCAAGGCCCGGAGACGCCUGUUCCAGGAAUGA
Messenger RNA from Nyctereutes procyonoides (raccoon dog), 759 nucleotides. Its product is annotated as proline-rich protein 23A-like. The record is from RefSeq and is a predicted model, not a curated record. Bases 1 to 759 code for a protein of 252 amino acids. NCBI's taxonomy places the organism in Eukaryota, Metazoa, Chordata, Mammalia, Carnivora, Canidae. The transcript has a single exon.